Ctenocephalides felis (cat flea) is the source of this 1463-nucleotide messenger RNA. Its product is annotated as sphingosine-1-phosphate phosphatase 1-like. Gene Ontology annotation, cellular component: endoplasmic reticulum membrane. Gene Ontology annotation, biological process: sphingosine metabolic process; phospholipid dephosphorylation. The transcript is spliced from 4 exons. NCBI's taxonomy places the organism in Eukaryota, Metazoa, Arthropoda, Insecta, Siphonaptera, Pulicidae. Bases 107 to 1432 code for a protein of 441 amino acids. The record is from RefSeq and is a predicted model, not a curated record. Gene Ontology annotation, molecular function: sphingosine-1-phosphate phosphatase activity.
GCAAAAUGCAAUUGGUUCUUGUGCUAACGUUUAAAUGAUCCAAAUAUAAUUGUUAUUUUAUUACUAUUUAUUGUUAUAUUGUUAAAUAAAAAUACUUAACUUAACCAUGAACAAGAUAAAACAAUCAGUUGAAUAUUUGAAAGGACCUGAUCUAGUUGUUGAAGUUCAAAAAUACUUUGGUGUAAAGUAUAAACCCUCAGUUCAAAAAAAUAAUAGUGAUACAGAAUAUGAUAUAAAUCGAAAACAAAUUGAAAACCAACAAAAAUACACUGCCACUAAAAAUAUUUAUGAACAAAGUGAUAAUAGUCAAUUUAAUGAUGUUAACCUCAAAUGUCACAAAAGAAAUGUUAGCACGGAAUCACAAUCGUCGCAAUGUGUAUCUACUGAUGAUGCUUCAACAGAUUCAGAUUUCGAACUGAAUAAACCUAAAUAUGAAAUCACCAACAAAUUUUGGUACUAUCUUUUUCGUAUAGGAACUGAGUUAGGCGAUGAAAUUUUUUAUGCAACUUUUAUACCAUUUUGGUUCUGGAAUAUCGAUGGUGCUGUAGGAAGACGUGUUAUCUUUGUUUGGUCUGUUAUAAUGUAUAUAGGUCAAGGUUUAAAAGAUGUUAUCAGAUGGCCUAGACCAGGUCCACCUUGUAUACGCUUACAAGAAAAGUGGUCACAAGAAUAUGGAAUGCCUUCAACGCAUGCUAUGGUUGGAAUUGCAAUUCCUUUAUCUGUUUUAAUAUUCACUGCAGAACGAUAUAUUUAUCCAUUGCAUCUUGGUGGAGCAGUUACUUUGACUUGGUGUUUGCUCAUCAGUGUCAGUAGAUUAUAUUUAGGAAUGCACAGUGCAUUGGAUGUUAUUGCUGGGUUAUUCUUGGCAUUAUUACUUAUGAUUCCAUUAGUUCCACUGGCUGAUCUAUUAGAUGGGUUUUUAGUUACAAAUCCAAUGAGUCCUCUAGCAGUUCUUUUGUUAUCUUUACUUUUAAUAUGGAAAUAUCCAAGUGCUGAUCGUUGGACACCAACAAGAGGUGAUACAACAAUGACCACUUCUGUUUAUGUGGGUAUUGUGCUUGGUGCUUGGCUGAAUUACCAACUUGGUAGAAUGGUUAUACCAUCAUUACCUCCUCCAUAUGCAAUAAUUUGGCCUUCAUGGAGUAUGCAGGGUUUAACUUUACUUCGUACAACAUUGGGAUUGUGCUGCAUAAUGGCUACUCGAGCUAUUUGCAAAUCUUUGUCUUAUGCCUUAGUGUGCGCCCUUAUAAGAAAAGAUCCACAUGAACUGAGAAAAUCUGAAAAUUCCUUACAAAAUCGUUCUAAAUUAAUUGUGGAAUUAUCAUAUAAAUAUUUUACAUAUGGAAUGAUAGGUUUCAAUACAGUUUUUCUUUUACCUCACGUAUUUCAGUUAUUAGGUAUAAAUAGACCAACUUUUUAUACGGAAUUGUAGCAAAAUCUUUAGAAAUGCAUUUACUUACAGA